Molecule: messenger RNA, 523 nt
Organism: Cricetulus griseus (Chinese hamster)
Lineage: Eukaryota; Metazoa; Chordata; Mammalia; Rodentia; Cricetidae
Source: RefSeq, a predicted model, not a curated record
CAGAGGCCUGCCUGGAGCCCCAGAUCACCCCUUCUUACUAUACAACCUCAGAUGCCGUCAUUUCUACAGAGACCGUAUUCAUCGUGGAGAUCUCACUGACUUGCAAGAACAGGGUCCAGAACAUGGCUCUUUAUGCAGACGUUAGUGGAAAACAGUUUCCUGUAACCCGGGGCCAGGAUGUGGGCCGAUAUCAGGUUUCAUGGAGCCUGGAGCACAAGAGCGCUCAUGCAGGCACCUAUGAGGUCAGAUUCUUCGAUGAAGAGUCCUAUAGCCUCCUAAGGAAGGCUCAGAGAAAUAAUGAGGACAUUUCCGUCAUUCCACCCCUGUUUACAGUCAGUGUGGAUCAUCGGGGCACCUGGAAUGGGCCUUGGGUCUCCACGGAAGUGCUGGCUGCAGUAAUCGGCAUAGUGAUCUACUACCUAGCCUUCAAUGCAAAGAGCCACAUCCAGGCUUGAGGACAGCAUCCUCAACCCUCUAUUGCUUCUUUCAAUAAACAGUUGCUAUUUGCCAUGAGUACAUUUAA